CGUGGCCCAUCAUUCCAACUCUCUCUAACGAACAAAUUUUAAAAAACUCAGAGAGAGAAAAGCGUAAUCACGUAACGGAAAACACAGAACAGAACAAGCAACCAACCAACAAAAUAGCUUCCCUUCUUCUCCUUCCUCUUUUCUUCUUCUUCCUCCUUCCUCUCCUACUCCUCUUUCGCUCUUCCACACUCUCACUUCUUCCCUCUCAGCAUAAACCAAUGGACACCUUGAUCGCACUCGUCAACCGAAUUCAGCGCGCCUGCACGGUCCUCGGCGACCACGGCGCCGAUACCGCCGCCUUGCCUACUCUGUGGGAAGCCCUUCCCUCCGUCGCCGUCGUUGGCGGCCAGAGUUCUGGAAAGUCUUCAGUGCUGGAGAGCAUUGUCGGCCGCGACUUUCUUCCCAGGGGAUCAGGGAUUGUGACGCGGAGGCCUUUGGUGCUGCAGCUGCACAAAGUAGAACAGCGACAACAGGAGUAUGCCGAAUUUCUGCACUUGCCUGGGAAGCGAUUUACUGAUUUCUCUAUGGUUCGAAAGGAAAUUGAAGAUGAAACUAAUAAACUGACUGGGAAAUCAAAACAGAUAUCUCCGGUUGCUAUUCAUCUCAGCAUCUAUUCCCCGAAUGUUGUCAAUCUAACACUGAUAGAUCUGCCUGGUUUGACAAAGGUUGCUGUAGAGGGACAGCCAGAAAGUAUUGUUCAAGACAUUGAAAACAUGAUUCACUCAUAUGUCGACAAGCCCAAUUGCUUAAUUUUGGCCAUUACUUCAGCAAAUCAAGAUAUAGCAACAUCAGAUGCCAUCAAGGUUUCCAGACAAGUUGACCCUGCAGGGGAAAGAACGUUCGGUGUGUUGACAAAGCUUGAUUUGAUGGACAAAGGAACAAAUGCUCUCGAUGUCCUUGAGGGAAGAUCUUAUCAACUUAAAAACCCUUGGGUUGGAGUUGUAAACCGUUCUCAGGCAGAUAUUAAUAGGAAUGUGGAUAUGAUUGCUGCUCGGCAGCAGGAGCAUUCAUUUUUCACUACCAGUCCUGAUUACUCACACUUGGUCAGCCAAAUGGGCUCGGAAUAUCUAGCAAGGAUUCUCUCAAAGCAUUUAGAGUCUGUGAUAAGAACUCGGCUUCCAGGAAUUGCAUCUUUAAUUAAUAGAAACAUUGAUGAGCUUGAAGCAGAGUUGGCACACCUUGGUAGACCAGUUGCUGUUGAUGCUGGGGCACAGCUGUACACUAUUCUAGAAUUAUGCCGUGAUUUUGAACGAGUAUUUAAGGAGCAUUUAGAUGGAGGGAGGCCAGGUGGAGAUCGAAUUUACGUGGUUUUUGAUUAUCAGCUUCCUGCUGCAUUGAGAAAGCUUCCACUGGACCGUCAUUUGUCGUUGCAAAAUGUGAAAAAAGUUAUUUCAGAGGCAGAUGGGUAUCAACCUCAUCUAAUCGCUCCAGAGCAAGGUUACCGACGCCUUCUGGAGAGCUCACUUCAUUAUUUCAAAGGUCCUGCACAAGCUUCUGUGGAUGCUGUUCACUUCGUAUUGAAGCAACUCGUGAGAAAGUCAAUUGCAGAAACGCAGGAAUUGAAGCGCUUUCCAACUCUUCAAGCUGAAAUAGCAGAAGCAGCUAAUGAGGCGUUAGAGAGAUUCCGUGAAGACGGUAAGAAGACAACGUUACGGCUGGUGGAAAUGGAAUCUUCCUAUAUCACUGUCGAUUUCUUCCGGAAGCUCCCUCAGGAAGUUGACAAGGGAAAGAAUCCAGCUUCCUCCUUGUUAGUUGAUCGGUAUGCCGAGGAACACUUCCAGAGGAUCGGUUCAAAUGUUUCAUCUUAUGUUGGGAUGGUGUCACAAACAUUGAGGAAUACCAUUCCAAAGGCUGUGGUUCAUUGUCAAGUGAGGGAGGCUAAGCGAUCUUUAUUAGACCGUUUUUAUGCACAACUGGGCAAAAAGGAGGUAUAAUACAAAACCCUUCUACCAUAUCAA
This is a messenger RNA of Glycine soja, 1958 nucleotides long. Its product is annotated as dynamin-related protein 1E-like. The record is from RefSeq and is a predicted model, not a curated record. Lineage: Eukaryota; Viridiplantae; Streptophyta; Magnoliopsida; Fabales; Fabaceae. Gene Ontology annotation, molecular function: GTP binding; microtubule binding; GTPase activity. The coding region runs from base 219 to 1934 and encodes 571 amino acids. The transcript has 14 exons. Gene Ontology annotation, cellular component: membrane; cytoplasm; microtubule.